CGAAAAUCCAUCUCACCAAAAAACCAAAAAUAAACAUAUCCCAAAUAAUAUGUAUCUCUUCCUCCACCGUAUAGAGAGAGAAAUACGCACCGAUACGUACACAACUUCAUAUAUGCACAUACACACACAGCGCGAGGAAGGAGAGAGAGAGAGAGGGAGGGAGGGAGAGAGAGAUAGAGAGACGGGACAGCGUCUUCAAAUUCGUCGAUCUUCAAUUCAGCCUCUCUCUGGUUCUUCUGAGAGUCUGUGCUUUCCUUGAUGGGUGCUCCGAAACAAAAAUGGACACCAGAAGAAGAAGCAGCUCUAAGAGCUGGCAUCGUUAAGCAUGGGGCUGGCAAGUGGCGUACAAUACUUAAAGAUCCAGAAUUUAGUGGUGUCUUGUACUUACGUUCAAAUGUAGAUCUUAAGGACAAAUGGAGAAACAUGAGUGUGAUGGCAAAUGGUUGGGGCUCUAGAGAGAAGGCUAGGUCAUCCCUUAAAAGAAGGCAACCUGUCUCUAAACAGGAUGAGAACUCCAUGGCCCUAAGUUCUGUAGUUCAAAGUGAUGAAGAAAUUGUUGAUGUGAAGCCUCUUGCAGUUUGUAGUGGUUCUCCAGAGAUUGGUGUUUCAAAGAGAUCAAUCAUAAGGUUGGACAAUCUUAUCAUGGAGGCUAUAAGCAACUUAAAGGAGCCUGGUGGUUCUAAUAAGACAACAAUAGCGACAUAUAUAGAGGAACAAUACUGGGCACCUCCAAACUUUAAUCGCUUAUUGUCUUCCAAAUUGAAGUUUCUGACUUCUAAUGGGAAAUUGAUGAAGACGAAACGAAAGUACAGGAUAGCACCACCACCUUCGUCAUUAUCAGAUAAAAGAAGAAACCCACCCACAUUACUCCUGGAGGGAAGGCAGCGGGCUUCUCCAAAGAUGGACAAGGAUGACACGAAUAUCCUAACUAAAAGCCAGAUUGAUGUAGAAUUGGCUAAGAUGAGGAGUAUGACCCCUCAAGAGGCUGCCGCAGCUGCUGCUCAAGCAGUUGCGGAGGCAGAAGCUGCUAUAGCAGAAGCUGAAGAAGCAGCAAGGGAGGCAGAAGCAGCGGAAGCUGAUGCAGAAGCAGCUCAAGCUUUUGCAGAAGCAGCAAUGAAGACACUCAAAGGAAGAAACACGCCAGCAAUGAUGGUCCGUGCUUAAAGGAAAUUCAUGAAAGAGACUAUGCGGAUCUACGAAGCACUGUUUGUUUGUUUGCAUCUAAUCCCAAAUAGAUAUAUGUAUGUAGUUUGUUUCCGACCUCAUCUGUAGCUGUGAAUAUGGUAGCUUUUGUCGGCUGGUGGAGUGCAUUGGCCCUUUACCUUUGACCUCUUUUCAGUCUGUAGAUUUCUUCAAAAACUCCUCUAAGUUAUGCUCAGAAACUUUUGCAUGUAUCUAAGGAAUAUCUGUUUCUGGGAUGUUGAUCUGUUGCUAUUCUUUUUGGGAAUUCCAGGAAUGCCCCUAAUAGAGAGAGCUAGGAAAUUCAGAGAAAA
This is a messenger RNA of Rhododendron vialii, 1493 nucleotides long. Its product is annotated as telomere repeat-binding factor 1. Gene Ontology annotation, molecular function: double-stranded telomeric DNA binding. NCBI's taxonomy places the organism in Eukaryota, Viridiplantae, Streptophyta, Magnoliopsida, Ericales, Ericaceae. The record is from RefSeq and is a predicted model, not a curated record. The transcript has 7 exons. Bases 259 to 1164 code for a protein of 301 amino acids. Gene Ontology annotation, biological process: nucleosome assembly. Gene Ontology annotation, cellular component: nucleosome.